ACAUUUCCGAAGAAGGGUCAGACAUGCGUGGUGCACUACACAGGGAUGCUACAGAAUGGGAAGAAGUUUGAUUCCUCCAGAGACCGAAACAAGCCCUUCAGGUUCAAGAUUGGCAGGCAAGAAGUCAUUAAGGGAUUUGAAGAAGGCAUUACACAGAUGAGUUUAGGACAAAGAGCCAAGUUGACCUGCACACCCGAGAUGGCCUACGGAGCCACCGGCCACCCCGGAGUCAUCCCUCCCAACGCGACCCUCCUCUUCGACGUGGAGCUCCUCAGGUUAGAGUGAACCAGGGAGCUCCCUUCCAAGGGAGCUGCUGGAGACAUCUGUCCAUAACCACCCACCCAUCACCUCUUCCCGGCGGUAGGAGAAGCCUUCACUGGAAUCCCCAUCUUCCCUGCCCAAGCUCUCGUGUCAAUCGCUCCUCUCACCUCUUUUCUCUCUUUUUUUUUUUUUAAUUUUCGUGAUAUCUGUAUUUGCCUUUCCCUAGAAGCUUUGCUUUGAGAAAAAAAAAAUGCCUACCUACCGGUGUAACAUUUUCAAGUUGUACAUUUUAUUUAAUUUGCAUGUAACAAAAAAAAAAACA
Messenger RNA from Nothoprocta perdicaria, 583 nucleotides. RefSeq names its product FK506 binding protein 1B (gene FKBP1B). Bases 46 to 285 code for a protein of 79 amino acids. Gene Ontology annotation, cellular component: sarcoplasmic reticulum membrane. Lineage: Eukaryota; Metazoa; Chordata; Aves; Tinamiformes; Tinamidae. The record is from RefSeq and is a predicted model, not a curated record. Gene Ontology annotation, molecular function: peptidyl-prolyl cis-trans isomerase activity. Gene Ontology annotation, biological process: regulation of cardiac muscle contraction by regulation of the release of sequestered calcium ion. The transcript is spliced from 3 exons.